Pneumocystis carinii B80 is the source of this 1478-nucleotide messenger RNA. RefSeq lists its product as hypothetical. The record is from RefSeq and is a predicted model, not a curated record. Gene Ontology annotation, cellular component: chromosome, centromeric core domain; microtubule organizing center attachment site; mitotic spindle pole body. Lineage: Eukaryota; Fungi; Ascomycota; Pneumocystomycetes; Pneumocystales; Pneumocystaceae. The transcript is spliced from 5 exons. Gene Ontology annotation, biological process: nuclear inner membrane organization. Bases 43 to 1395 code for a protein of 450 amino acids.
CUGAGAGAAUGGGUUUGUUUUGUUUGUCAGGCAAAAAACUAUAUGGAUAAUAAGGGAAAUAUAGAGGAUGUUCCUUUCUAUGUGGCAAAUAAGAAUGAUGAUUUAAAUAUACGUUAUACAACAUUACCAAUAAAUCAGACAGAAUUAUCGCCAUUUUGUCAAACUUGUAUGAAAAACCAUUUAUUUAUUGUUAACGCAUUGGCAUCGUAUUUGCCUUCUGAAGAGGAUCCUGAUUAUGAUGUUUAUUUGUCUGCAUUGCCAUCAUAUCGGGAGUUUUUAGAAGAACGGUAUCCUAUGGUGUGUGAUCUUUGUUUUCCUCAUAUACAGGAGCAUCUGGCAAAGAAGAACUAUAUUGCUAAAUCUAUGACACUUGGGGGAUGGCUUUUAAAUAGUAAAAAAAUGUUUAGUUUAAAACAUAGUCAAUCUCGCCUUUUUUUAUGGGCUAGGCUUUUCAUAUGGGGUUUUCGUGGUUUAGGAUGGUGGAUUUUUACUAUUUUAGUUAUGUUGUAUUAUAUUUUAGGUUUCUUCAUUCCAAGUGUUUUUUUAAAAAAUACUUAUCAGACAAUACCGUUUUUGAGUACACAUAAUUUUUCGGAGUGCAUAGUUACAUUAUUUGAUCAAAAUGUAUCUUUUGGUACAUGUUUAUUUCUUUAUAAACUUUUCAUUAGAAGAUUAAUAUUUUGGGGCAUUUUUGUUAUUUUAUGGGAUUAUACAUGGGUUUCUCAAAAUUCAAGAUCAUAUCACCGUGUUUAUGGUAAAAGCUAUUACUAUAUAUGUCAAAUAUUUAUUCAUAUUAUUCGUGCUAUUGCUGAAUUUAUAUUAUCUGAACGAAUAUCAGAUGCUACUAUUUAUUCGGGGAUUAGUCUUGCACUCUUUUUUGUUUCUAUAAUUCAUUUGGUAUUGAUAUUUAAAUGUAUCUAUUUUAUUCCGCCUGCCUUAAUUAGUUUAUAUGAUUCUAAUUCUAGAGGAUUGUCUGUUAAUUCUAAACAAAAACUCAACACCGAAUCUAAAAUGGUUGAAAGAAAAUCAAUUGACAAUGAUAGAAAUUUAUCAGUUCCUCUUUCAAAUAAAUCUAGACCGGAACAAUGUCAACAUGAUGUGGAUUCGUGUGAUGAUUUUAUGCAAUUGGAUCCUCCUGAAGUAACACCGUUUAAAAUAGAUAUUGGAAAUACCUCUUUACAUAAUAAUCUGUCAUUUGGCUUUCCUAAGGGGAUAAAAUUGCCAUUGCCACCUAAAACGUCUAUGUAUAGUAAUGUUCAGCAGCAAAAUAGAAGUUUUAACUCUCAAAAAGAAAAUUAUUUCUUACGGUCAAAAUCUAAUAUAUUUAAAACUGAUCAAAAAGAUGCUGAUGAUAAAAUUGCAUCUCAGCGGUUUUUUGCACCUGAGGAAAGCUAAAUAAUUUUAAAAUUAUUUUUAUUAAUAAAUUGUUUAGCAGCCAACUGGAUUGGAAACUAUUUUUUCUCCUGCUUUAAGGCUUG